This is a messenger RNA of Exophiala oligosperma, 465 nucleotides long. RefSeq lists its product as uncharacterized. NCBI's taxonomy places the organism in Eukaryota, Fungi, Ascomycota, Eurotiomycetes, Chaetothyriales, Herpotrichiellaceae. The coding region runs from base 1 to 465 and encodes 154 amino acids. The transcript has a single exon. The record is from RefSeq and is a predicted model, not a curated record.
AUGCAAUUCUGGCAGACACUGCUGGGUGGACACUAUCGGCAAAGUCCACCGCCAGUUGAACACGCCUUUGCUCAAAGAAUUGGUUCAGUAUCGUCAGGAUGGGAAUACUCUCGACAGUCAGAUGUCCCUGAACUUCUCCAGGAAAAGAUUCGUCUCGAGGACGAGCAACGACGAAAUCGUAAGAGGAAAGCAACAGCAGCAUCGUCACAAGGAUAUCCUCCUGUCAACAUCACCAACGUGAUACCUAAUCAUGCCGAGCCUCCUUUGCCACAGUCCUCACAAACAAAGAGCCAAUUAUCAAUCUUUUGUCCAAUAGCAGUGAGCGCUCUGGACAUCCCCGGCUAUCGUGACGACGCAGUCUGGGAUUACGUUGAGUACCUACAAGGCAAGGUGCGUAACCAUAGACAUCGAGAAGAGUUCCAAAAGGCCGGCAGUAUCGAGUUGGACGAAUUGCUGGAAUCUUGA